Molecule: messenger RNA, 3357 nt
Organism: Pundamilia nyererei
Lineage: Eukaryota; Metazoa; Chordata; Actinopteri; Cichliformes; Cichlidae
Gene: nucb2a
Product: nucleobindin 2a
Exons: 13
Coding region: 101-1684 (527 amino acids)
Cellular component (GO): extracellular exosome; endoplasmic reticulum-Golgi intermediate compartment
Molecular function (GO): calcium ion binding
Source: RefSeq, a predicted model, not a curated record
AUCAGGUUAACCACCACACGAGCUACUCUGUCCAGCGGGCUGGUGGAAGCUGCUGACACCUCUCCAGCUGAGAGGAAGCGACGGGUGGAAGGUAGAGUAGAUGAGGUCCUGUGUUCAUAAUAAAAUGUGGGGGAGCCGGGCCUUUCUCGCCGGCUGGCUGCUGUUGCUGCUUGUCCAGCUGUUGUGUUUGGAGGCUGUGCCCAUCAGCAUCGACAAGACGAAAGUCAAAGAACCAGAGAAAAAGCCUGAAGAGCCUCCAGCCAGUGUGGACACUGGACUCCACUAUGACCGCUACCUCAGAGAAGUCAUUGAUUUUCUAGAGAAGGAUCAGCAUUUCAGGGAAAAGCUCCACAAUACAGACAUGGAAGACAUUAAGCAAGGUAAGCUGGCCAAAGAGCUAGACUUUGUCAGCCAUCAUGUCAGAACAAAACUAGAUGAGUUAAAAAGGCAGGAGGUAAACCGACUCCGGACCCUGAUUAAGGCCAAGCAGGACCUUGAAGGAGGAAAUGACAUAGCAGUGGACCAUCAAGCGCUGCUGAAACAGUUUGAAUACUUGAACCACAUGAACCCACACACGUUUGAAGUGGAAGAUCUGGAUCGGCUGAUCAGAUCGGCCACUAAAGAUCUGGAGAACUAUGACAAAGAGAGACACGAGGAGUUCAAGAGGUACGAAAUGAUGAAAGAGCACGACAGACGAGAACACCUGAAAACACUGGAUGAUGAGGAGAGGAAGAAAGAGGAGGAACACUUUGAGGAGAUGAAGAAGAAGCACGCCGACCACCCUAAAGUCAACCACCCGGGAAGUCAGAAUCAGCUGAAGGAGGUCUGGGAGGAAGCUGAUGGCUUAGAUCCUGAAGAUUUUGAUCCUAAGACAUUCUUCAACCUGCAUGAUACAAAUGGAGAUGGCUUCUUUGAUGAACAGGAGUUGGAGGCAUUGUUCACCAAAGAGCUGGAAAAGAUUUAUGACCCCACCAACGAGGAGGACGACAUGGUGGAGAUGGAGGAAGAGAGGCUACGUAUGAGAGAGCAUGUUAUGAAUGAGGUGGAUUCAAAUAAAGACAGGCUGGUCUCUCUGGAUGAGUUCCUUGUUGCUACUAAGAAGAAAGAAUUCUUGGAGCCAGAUAGCUGGGAGACCUUGGAGCAGAACCAGGCUUAUACCGAUGACGAGAUGAGGGAGUUUGAGGAGCAUCUUGCUCAGCAAGAGCAGGAUCUCAACCAGAAGGCUUUUGACCUCCAGAAACAGAGAGAUGAGCUGGAAAGACAACAGGAGCAGCUUAAUGCACAGAAAAUGGAGCUACAACAGGCAGUUGAGCAUAUGGAACGUCUCAAGUCACAGAAAGUAGACCCUCCUCCAGAGGUUCUCGGGAACGCCGUCCCAGAAAUCCCUGCAGUUGACAGCCAACUGCAUGAGGCCCAACAACAAGGACAUGACUCUGCACCCCAAGGACAUCACCCUGUACCCGAAGGCCAUGACCCUGCACUCCAAGAACAUCACCCUUUACCCGAAGGACAUGACCCUGCACCCCAAGGUCAUGACUCUGCACCCCAAGCUCCUCAGGAUAUACCACAGGAACACCAUGGACAAGAAAAUCAAAACCAGGCCCAGCAAGGUCUCCCUCAAACACAUGAUAAUAUACCACCUGGUCAUCAAGAAGUUGUGCAAAGCCAGAAUCAGCUGCCAUAAUAAUGUGCACAAAACUUUACAAUCAGACUUUUUCAGCACCUGCACUCGUAAGUGCUGAGGAGCAGUCCCAUCAGAGUAUAAGGACCUCUUUAACCACCCUGACCAGCAUUAGUGGUUUGAAGUGCAUUUGAGAAGAACAACCACUCAAAGGGAAUCCGUUACCCCAGAUUUCAGUCUUGGUGACAGUAAUCCCUUCAUUACAUAAUUAAAUCACACAGUGAAAUGACCUACAUGGGUUUGGAUCCUGAUAUGUGCAUACAUAGAUUUUACCACAGUUGUGUUUGCUUACAUUGAGGGUGUUUUUUUUUAAUAGAAUCAUAUAAAUAAUAUUUUGUGAGCUUUCAGACCGGUUGUUUGUUUCCUCUCAAAAUGACUUGCUGCUUGCUAAACAUCCUGACCCAAGAGCCUUCUGGAUAUGUACAGUGCAGCUGUUUAAGAAGAUAAGGUGUAAAAAUACUCAUUUUAAUUACAGCCUUUGAGAUUUAGAUUUUUUUAAAUUACUAUCAAUAUACUCCAAAAAAACCUGCAAAAAAAAAGACAUGCAUGAAUCAUGAUGGACCUUAUGAAAACAUACUUCAAGAGUUAACUGCAAGAUGUUUGUUUUAUUUAAUUAUGACACUAAAUUGGCAAAAAAAAAAAAAUCUACGGUAGCAAAUGCAACAAGCUUACAUCAUUUUCACACCAUCCCCAGACAUCGCACUAAAAAAAACUAAGGAAUUGAUACAAGCAGCCGCUGUGUUGUGUAAUGAUCUACAAGGUGCUGUCAGAUCUGCAGCUAUCACUGUGACCUGACAUUUACAAUCCUUUAACCUUCAACACCUUAUGAAGCCAGGUCGCUGUCUUUUUUUCCAAAUGCUCCCUUCUUAAUGGUCAUUUUGCUUCCCCUCAAACUACCAGUUUACUAUUUUCCUACUAUAACACAUUUUUUUCUUUAUGUGUACAGUUAAUUUACUGUACUGAACAGUAAAAGCUCUUAAAUAGUGCUUUUGUUAAAUAGUAUAAUGAACUCAUGGUCCAUACACAUGUAUUGCUACGUGAUUCUGAUGAAACAGUUUUGAUAUUGUUUAUUUAAGGUUUACUUUUACCUAACCAUCUAGUAUUUUGCUGAAACCGUCUGUCAAAGUAAGGCAAUGAAAACCUUGAAUUUUGUUUCUCUGUUCAUUUUGAGGCAUUUAUGACUUUUACAUGAAAGAGAACAUAUUAGCAUAUUUGGCAAAAUGCUGGUUUGGUGUUACAUGCUGUGUUAGCCUGUAUGCUUUUGUUUAAUGUAAAUUUGCUUCUUCAAUUCGGGGAGAAUAAUGAGAUAUUUGAGAGUUGCUGCCGCUUCUCACUGAAGACCUAAAUUUUCAGUUGGUGAGAUCUCUGCUUUUUGGUUUUACCUUACAAAAUUUAAGAAAACGUCUUUAUUUGCCUUGUCAGUCGUUUCCCGUGUGCCAUGCAUUAUAUUUUGCACAAAAUGUAAAGCUGGUGUUUGAUUUCUUGCUGCUGGAUCCAAAGGUCAUUUGACAAAAUUGCACACCUCACUUAAAAUAAAGUGGUUCAGGUUGUCAAACAGAUUUCACUGCUAAUGUUUGAGCGAUGCCUUUCCUGUGGGACAUUUACCUCCAGUGAAACCAUGAACAGAUGCAAUGUAAUAAAAAGGAUGGGCUGUUUCCAUAGCUGUUAUUGUCAUA